CCUCUUUCUCCCGCCGGUAAAGGCACACACAACCCCUCCUCUUUUUGCUGCCGGUCCUCCAAACCUCCCGUAUUAUCUGCCUAGGUUCGGCAGCUCUCUUUCGGCUGCCCCCUCUCUGCCUCUGUAAUCUAUAUCUCCUUAUAUUUCUGAUAAUUUUGUAUUGGCGAGCGCCUUGAUUCGCUCGGGCGUUGGGCGUUUUGAAACCUUGUUUUUUUUACAACACUGGAUCUCUUCCCCUCGCCUGGUCCCUCGUUCCCUCUCCACCUUGACGCUGCUUGACUUCCUCCUGAGACAGCCACCUCCAUCGCGCACUCGGACAGGGGUCCUCCGCCCGUGCCAUCAACCGUUCUUCUCCGUCUCCUUCUCCCUCGCAUCGGCAAGAUCUUCCUUUCUCUCCUCUGGGUUGCACGCAGCCCCCUUGUGCUUCCCAAUCCUUUGGCCUCUAUAUGUCAGAGGCAUACUUGUUAUGCUCAUGAAUUACUAGUUAUUGCAUGAAAAUUGCAUUCUUUUCCUGGCGAUUACACCCUAUGACAAAAUCUCUGUCUCUGUAUCCCUGUAUUUUAACUUCUUGUAGAUGGCGAGGCAUGCACUCAAUGGCUUCAUGAUUAUACUGUGUUGGGAGACUUUGAUGGUUCUCAUGUUGUUUGUUGCUUAACUUUUAGAAGCGUCUUUUUUUGGGUUCCUAGCUUGGUAUGAAUUUGUUCUUUGUAUCUUGUUCCAAAAUCAAUCUUUUGGAAGGAAAAACUACGAGAAACUAAAAUGAUUAAACAAUUAUGCUAUAAAGCUGCCGAACAAUUGCAAAACCCACUUUGUUUUCUGAUUCAGCAGCGAGGGAUUCACAGCCGGAACAAGAAAGCCAUGGAACUAGUGGCAAAAGGUUGGAGUGCACUACAGGAAGUUGAUAGGGUCAUUGACUAUGCUGAUCGCAAUGACCAUCGUCUCAUCCCACUCCUUAGAGGCGCAAAGGAAAAUUUUGAGUUGGCGCUCGAAAUUGACAAUAUGAACACUCAUGCAAGAUACUGGUUGGGCAGGAUGCAUCUCAAGUAUCAUGUUCCCGGGGCUUGUAAAGCGAUUGGAGCAGCCUUAUUGGUGGAGGCUGCAAACAUGGGUGAUCCAGAUGCACAAUACGAACUUGGUUGCCGUCUCCGAGUUGAGAAUGACCAUGUUCAGUCAGAUCAACAAGCUUUCUAUUAUAUCGAAAAGGCUGUUGGCCAGUUGCAUCCACGUGCUCUCUAUCUUCUAGGAGCUGUAUAUUUAGCUGGGGACUGUGUGAAGAAAGAUGUUGCUUCAGCUAUAUGGUGCUUCCACAGAGCAUCAGAGAAAGGUCAUGCUGGAGCAGCAAUUGCUUAUGGAUCACUUUUGCUGCAAGGUUAUGAAGUGCCAGAGGUUAUAACCAGGUUUAACUCUGAUAGGAGCCCAUCUACCGGUGCACUGAGGAAGAAAGGGAAGAAAGUUAGGCAGGACCCUUUGGUGAUGGCAAAGGAACAGUUUCAAAUUGCAGCUGAUGCUGGUUGUGAUCUUGGUCUGCGGUGGCUGAAAACGAUUUCUGAUGAUGAGAAGUUACAGCAGCAGACAACCCAGUGAAGUCUCUAUUCAUACCAAUGACUCUAGCAGUCUAUACUUGUAUCCUAGCGCAGCAACCAACUGAAAAUGUUUAAAUGGGUAAUAAUUUGGUUGGGCAUUGUCUUAUCUUUUUGGUUAAUAUGUCUACCAAACUCAAAUGAUUAGAUUAUACCUCAUCCUUUUGCAUACAAUGUAGCCCCAAUGUCUGUAUUAUUUUUGUGGUAAAGACACGUAUUUGGUUUUAUAA
Musa acuminata AAA Group (dessert banana) is the source of this 1810-nucleotide messenger RNA. RefSeq lists its product as uncharacterized. The coding region runs from base 760 to 1584 and encodes 274 amino acids. The record is from RefSeq and is a predicted model, not a curated record. Lineage: Eukaryota; Viridiplantae; Streptophyta; Magnoliopsida; Zingiberales; Musaceae. The transcript is spliced from 9 exons. Gene Ontology annotation, molecular function: protein binding.